CGAUGCGGUGGUUAAAGGUUCAGACUUCACGUUGCGACGCAGGAGCAGCUCUGCCGGCGCCUCGUCAAUCUGCAAGCAACAAACUUCAGCUAAGUAUAGGGGUGAUUCAGGAGAGCAGAGUAUGACCAAAACCCUUGAGGACAAACAAAAGGACGUGGACGACAUCUAAUCUUCAUCUGAUUGUUUUAUGUUGCCUUGAUACCAUGGCGUGUCUCUUAAGAGCUGAAAUGACAUUGUUGAAGUGUGCGCUGCUCUCUCUUUUCCUGUCUGGGUGUUUAUGUCAGCGUGACUGCACGGGAGUUGAUUGCCCAUUGCUUAAUAAUUGCAUUGAAGAAGUUCUGGAGAGUGGCGCCUGUUGUGCGUCUUGCAUUCAAACCGGGUGCACGUGUGAGGGUUACCAAUACUAUGACUGUGUCAACGCUGGAUUCAAAAAUGGCAAAGUGCCUGAAGGAGAAUCAUAUUUCGUUGACUAUGGGAGCACAGAGUGCUGGUGCCCUGAAGGAGGGGGCAGAAUUAGCUGUAACUUUAUCAGCUGUCCUGAUAUUCCAGUCAAUUGCAUCGAGGUGAUAGAGCCCACAGAUGGCUGCAUGCAAUGUGAGCGUAUUGGAUGUGUCCAUGGUGGUCAGAAGUAUGACGCUGGUCACUCCUUCCAAAUGGACCCCUGCCAAGUCUGUCACUGCCCCAGUGAUGGGGGGAAGUUGAUGUGCUAUCCCGUACCUGACUGUGACCCAGUCGAUGCCCAUAAACCCACAUUAGCCAGGCCCACAGAGGAGAACACAGCCAGCCAGCGUCACAGUGACCUUUAUGGCUUUGACCAACAAGGCUACGAGGAUCACAUCUCCACGACAUACCGUCUCUCACCCAGUGGGAAUCUGCCUCUUUUCAAAACACCACCAUUGGAUAAGCAAGAGCUUGAAGAUUAUGAUUAUGGCCCAACAGAUAUGCCAGAACCCUAUCCUGAGACUCUGGCCUUUUCCACCCAAUCAUCUGCUUCCAACAAGGUCAAGACUGUGUCCCACACCUCUGACAGAGCUGACAGAGGCAAGCUGGAGUUAAGACAGAGAUAUGGAGUUCGUGAGCAUAUUGCAGAUAAAAUGGAGAGGAUAGACGUUAAACCAGUCAUGAAAGAGCAGAGUACCGCUAGGCCAUCUCUCCAAGAGGCCACCACUACUGCUUGGAAGAGAACCUCACAGGUUGCAGCACGUGUGCAAAAUGCCUCUGAGAGUGACACUCAUACCCUUCAACCACUACUAACAUCAGAGAGUCACAUUCAUCAUUCACAGGCGCCUUCAGAGAAUCCAAUGCAUGCAAGGAGCAGUUCAGAUGGUGUGAGAUUUCCUCUACACCGAGGUUCAGGGAGUGAAAAACACCAACUUUAUCCAGACAAGAGUAUAGAGAAUUUGACCCACUCACAACAAACCAUUGAAAGUAGCACAGGUACACAGAAGGCAUCAGAGAGUCAGAUGCUCCAAAUCCAGCCACCUAAAGUCUCGGAGAGUCAGAUGCACCCACUUCAACCGGCAAUAAGUACAGUGAGUCAAACCCAUCCAAAGAAAGGGUCAGAUGAGAAGAUACUUCCACAAUAUCCCCUUAGAAACUCAGAAACUUCAGUCCACCUGGAGGAAAGUUCAAAGGGCUUAAUGCAGUCACAAACGACAGUGGUUCCACAAUUGCAGUAUACUGAUGAGGAAGAGGCUGAUGAGGAAGAGGUUGAAGAGAAUAAGGAGCUGGAGCAGGAGGAAGAGGAGAGAAUAGUAUCAUUGAAAAAUGUCGACGGGCCCGAAGGAAGUGAUGUGCCCUACUAUGUGAGCACAGCAGAAAAGGAGAGAAUAAAGCCUGGCGGCUAUGGUGAGUCCAGAGGCAGCAGUGAUCCAGGCAGCAACUAUGAAAAGACCACAGUGGAGCCCGGCACUAAAUCCCCAGAGAGCCAUGAGACGCAGACAACCCCCACAGUCCAUCUUGUCACAACUAGUCAACCACCACUAAGGGUCAAAACAGAUGGGAGCCAGCCUGGCAAAAAGGAACCUCAAACACUGUUUACCCUCCCCAGUGAGGAGUCGGGCAAAGCUGAGGAGGAGGUGGCAGGGCAAGAGGAGAGGAAAGGGAGCUCUGUUUUUCUCCUCAAGCCUGUUGGAGGGUCUGUUCCAGGACCAGGUGAUUCUGCUGAACAGCUGGUGGAUAGCUGUUGUGUGUUUGGACAGAAAUGGGCUAUAGACAACAACAACUGUGAUGCCAUCCCUCCCCGGAACAAUGACAAGCACUUCAUGUGCAGUGUUGUUCAGAAGCAAUGCUGCUUAAGCUCUCUGAAGGAGAGCCGAUGUGCAGCGGGUAUGACUUCUGCGAGAAGAGGAGAUGUCUGUGAAGCAGACACUGAGGAUCAGUGCACAGAUGACUCCUACCAGGUGUGCUGCAGCUGCUGUGCCCUCGGCUUACGGUUGCGCAGUGAAGGACGGGGCUGCGAUGCCCACCAGUACUUGGGAUACCCUUGUGGGCAUGUCCUGCUUACAUGCUGCGAGGAAGAUGGAUAUCUGAGCCAGCCUUCACUGAGGAGGAAGGAAAAGCCCAGACCAACUGCCAUGCCUAAGAAAGUCUUAGACAAAAAGUUCCCCAAGGAGGCCUUUUCCAUAGAUGCCAUAGAUGAGGCUGCCAAUGCAGUGGAGGAACAAGAGGAUGUGGAUGAGUGUCAGCUCUACUUGGGCCAGCUGUGUCAGCACACAUGCACAAACACCAGGGUUUCCUACCGCUGUGGCUGCCACCCGGGCUACGUGCUCCAGCAGGAUGAGCACUCCUGUGCACCAGUGAGUCCUGAGGAAGACAACAGAGUCAAAGAGGAGGACAUCCCUGCCAUGGUCCCAACAUCAGCCACCACCACCACUACCAGAACAUCCAGUCCGGUCCAGCUCAGACUCUGUGCUGGAAAUGGUCCUUGCAGUCAGCAGUGUGCGGUGGUGGAAGGUCAGGCCCGCUGCUCCUGCUUCCCAGGGUUCAGACUGAUGGCAGACAGACGGACGUGUGAAGACGUGAAUGAGUGUGUGACCAACACCCACAGCUGCCGGCCUGAUGAGCGCUGUGUGAACACAGUGGGCUCAUUCGUCUGUGAGCAGCACGUCACGUGUCCUCCUGGCUACCAGCUCAGGGGCGGCGUCUGCGAUGACAUUGAUGAGUGUGUGGUCCGCAGUGGUAACUGUGGCAUCGGCUUCGAGUGUGAGAACACAGAAGGCUCUUUCCUGUGUAAACCCAAGCAAAACUGUCUCACCGGGUUUACACAGGACUCCCAUGGCAACUGCAUUGACAUAAAUGAGUGCAGCAGUCUGAGUGAGCCAUGCAGAUCAGGUUUUAACUGUGUCAACACUGUGGGCUCCUACACCUGCCAGAGGAAGAUGGUCAUGUGCAACCCAGGCUAUCACCCCAGCUCUGAUGGAGCCAAGUGUGUAGACAUGGACGAGUGUCAUACUGGCAGUCACCGCUGCGGAGCGGGCCAGAUUUGUCACAACCUCCCCGGCAGCUACCGCUGUGACUGUCAGACAGGCUACCAGUAUGAUGUCACACGACAGGUGUGCACUGAUGUGAAUGAGUGCUGGCGCUACCCUGGAAGGCUGUGUGCUCAGACCUGUGAAAACACCCCAGGCUCCUACCAGUGCUCCUGCACAGCUGGCUUCUCCCUAGCAUUUGAUGGCAAGAACUGUGAAGAUGUGAAUGAAUGCGAGCGAAAUCCCUGCAGCCAGGAAUGUGCAAACGUCUACGGCUCCUACCAGUGCUACUGUCGCCAAGGCUUCUAUCUGAAGGAGGAUGGACACACCUGUGAAGAUAUUGAUGAGUGUUCCCAGAGCAUUGGGAAUCUUUGUGCCUUUCAGUGUGUCAAUGUUCCUGGCAGUUACCAGUGUGCAUGUCCUCUUCAUGGCUACACCAUGUCCACCAAUGGACGUACAUGCAAAGAUAUUGAUGAGUGCACUACUGGAAGCCACAACUGUUCAUAUGGCCAAACUUGCUAUAACAUCCAAGGAGCCUUUAGGUGCCUCUCAUUUGACUGCCCGCCGAAUUACAAGAAGGUGUCAGAUAUACGCUGCGAGAGGCUCAGCUGUCCCAGCAACUCUUUAGACUGCCACAACUCUCCCUUGAGGAUCACCUACUACCAGCUGAGCUUCCAGACCAACAUCGUCAUUCCCGCCCAGAUCUUCCGUAUUGGACCUUCACCUGCCUACUCUGGUGACCACAUCGUCAUCAGCAUCACCAAGGGAAAUGAGGAGGGCUACUUCAGCACGCGAAAGCUGAACAGCUUCACUGGCGCAGUGUAUCUGCAGAGACAUGUACGUGAGCCCAAAGACUUCCUCGUAGAUGUGGAGAUGAAACUGCUUCGGCAAGGGACUUUCACCUCAUUCCUGGCCAGGAUCUAUGUCUUCAUCACAGCAAGCUCCAUGUGAAAACACUCCACUUUCCUCCUCAAGAGAAACAGAUAGAGAAGCGAGAGAAAGAGAGACUGAGAAUUUCAUAUGGUGCUAAAUAUCUCCAAUUUUCAAAGUCCGUGUAAAACAGCAGCUCACUCUGCAUUAGUGUCAGAGUAACAAAAACUAAUACUGAAGCAUCUUUACUGUCCUCCUCUUUCCACCAUUCACCCAAGAAGGCAUAUCUGACAUAUCUAUCAAGUUGUUUUGCGGGAUGUUUUUUUAGGCAGACAGCUGUCUAAAAUGUUGUAUUUACGAAAGUAUUUGUCAUCUUGGCUAUUGAUAUUGAAAUUUGCCUUUAUGUACCACCUUCAAGAGUUUAUCUCUAAGGCAAAGUGCUACAAAGGUCAGUGCACGAAGUCUGGGUCGGUGGUUGGUGUUCUGCUCUACUCACUUGAAGCCUCUUUCUUUUUGAACCCCUAAUUUGAUUGCUAAUUGUUUUGAGAAUUAUAACUUAUUCAUGAAAGUCUGAAGAAUAAACACAAAAGAAUAAACCUUUUCAGCACUAGAAAUCAAAUCCGGGCACUUUUCACCACCCAGUUUGUAAAUGUUGUCGGGAGAAUACUGGAAGAGAUCAUUCAGAUAUGCAGGUUGUGCACGCUUUUUUCCACAUUUGAUGUAUAUUAUUUUUAAAAGACUUGAUUUGAUAAAAUCCAAGCAUUGAAAUUCAGUGCAAAGCAGAACAAGACAUUUGACCCUGGCUUGGGGGAAUGUGUUGUAAAUUCCAGCACUGAGAAUGUUUAUGUUUAUUUUUUGUUGAUAUUUUAAAUGUUAUAGUCUUUCCUUAUUACUGGACACAUUUUAUUGUGAUACUCUGCAAUUAUCUCAGGGCAAAAUCAUCCAAUUCCACCUUACAAAUUCCAAUGUAUGUAGCAGGAAUUAAUCAUUCUGCAGCUUUCCAAUGUACAGUUUGCUGUCACAUUAUGUCUCCAUGAACAAAUCACCAUGCAAUGUCCAAAUUGUUCAUAUUUGCUGAAUAAAAGUGCAGAUCAAAUUAUACUCAAAAUUACAACAAACUAAGUUAAAA
Messenger RNA from Lampris incognitus (smalleye Pacific opah), 5469 nucleotides. RefSeq names its product fibulin 2 (gene fbln2). The record is from RefSeq and is a predicted model, not a curated record. NCBI's taxonomy places the organism in Eukaryota, Metazoa, Chordata, Actinopteri, Lampriformes, Lampridae. Gene Ontology annotation, molecular function: calcium ion binding. The coding region runs from base 204 to 4421 and encodes 1405 amino acids. The transcript has 17 exons. Gene Ontology annotation, cellular component: extracellular region.